GCAGGUGGCGGCGGGACGCAGGACGCACCUCGCCGCUCCCUCCUCAUUUUCACGGCACGUCUCAGCCCUCACACUCGAUCGCCAUCCUCUGUCCGUCAACAUGCUGACGAGAUUCAAAUCUGACAGAGGGAAAGACGCUUUGGAGGCUCGCUGCUGGAUUGUGCGCAAACUUGGAUAAGACGCCGUCGCUCCUGUCGCCAUGGGAAGAAGACGCAGAGGCGCACCUGGAGCUGACUUCACAUUUGUCAGUCCCGUGGUCAAAUACCUGCUCUUUUUGUUUAACUUUAUAUUCUGGGUAAUCUCGUUGGUGAUGGUGGCGAUUGGUGUGUAUGCCCGUGUGAUGAAACAUGCAGAAGCGGCACUGGCUUGUCUGUCAGUGGAUCCCGCCAUCAUGCUGCUGGUGGUCGGGGUCCUCAUGUUCAUCAUCACCUUCUGCGGCUGUGUGGGCUCCAUCCGGGAAAACAUCUGUCUCCUGCAGAUCUUCUGCGUCUGCCUCACUGUCAUUUUCUUGCUGCAGCUGGUUGCCGGCAUCCUCGGCUUUGUCUUCUCAGAUAAGGCACGAGAUAAAGUGACCGAGAUCAUCAAUGACGCCAUCGUUCACUACAGAAACGAUCUGGACCUGCAAAACCUGAUUGACUUUGGCCAGAGAGAGUUUGGCUGCUGUGGAGGCAUUUCAUACACAGACUGGUCCCGGAAUAUGUACUUUAACUGUGACGACUCGAAUCCCAGCAGAGAGCGCUGCUCCGUCCCCUUUUCCUGCUGCAUCGUAACCAAAGAAAAGGAAGUGAUCAACACCAUGUGUGGCCAAGACAUGCAGGUCUUGGAGUUCUCCGAAGCUGGAAACCACAUCCACACUAACGGCUGCAUCGACAAACUGGUGAACUGGAUCCACAGUAACCUGUUCCUGCUGGGAGGGAUCGCUCUGGGUCUGGCCAUACCACAGCUGGUGGGCAUCCUCUUGUCUCAGAUCCUCAUAAACCAGAUUAAAGACCAGAUCGAGCUGCAGAGCUACAGCCAGCAGCACCGCUCUGACCCGUGGAGCUGAUGGAGGAGACAGGACUGGUGACUUGAACCAGAACAUGCAUGUCUGCACCGGACGUGAACAGAAAGAUGUUUUUUUUAUUAUUUUUUUUUUUUUAUCCUGAACCUGCAGACAAGCAUGAACACUAACAGAGGGAGGACUCUGCCGCCGCCUACUGGAGACACACCAUAGGUGCAUUUACCUUCAUUUUUCAAAACAAACCUGUGCUGAAGGAACUUCAGGAGCUCGGGAUCAUUUUACUUUUUGAUAAAUAACUGUAGAGAGUAUCAUUUAAAAAAAAAAAGACACUUGUUUAUCAAAGACACCAAAAGUGGGAAAUGGUGCUUUUUUUUUUCUUUUUUCAUGUACAAAAUGGAAAAGGGAUUGUAAAUAUAGAACAUAUGUUUUGUACUAGAAAGAAAUAAUCAAACAGUGUUAUUACUGCAAGCUAAUUAAGGACAGUCAUUUUGCCUUUUGCCACCAUAUUUUUUGGAUCAAUCAACUAUAAAUCACUUUGUUUCUUAUUAUUUCACAACCUUUUUUUUUUUUCUUAUACAUCUGGGCCACAGAAAUUCCACGGCCCCCCCCCCCACCCCGUUACAACUUUCAAGAAGCAUUUACAUAGUUUAAUAAACUUUUUUUUUUUUUUUUUGAUGAAGUGUGAUUAAUUCAAGGUGCAAAUAAAUGUUUACGCCGCUGGCCGUGCUGGACGGCUUGGGUGUUCGUCCAGGA
Molecule: messenger RNA, 1753 nt
Organism: Salarias fasciatus (jewelled blenny)
Lineage: Eukaryota; Metazoa; Chordata; Actinopteri; Blenniiformes; Blenniidae
Gene: tspan33a
Product: tetraspanin 33a
Exons: 8
Coding region: 200-1045 (281 amino acids)
Cellular component (GO): plasma membrane
Source: RefSeq, a predicted model, not a curated record